GCAUUAUUGAUUGACCAAGUCAAAGACCUCAAAAUCAUUUUAAAAAUAGUCUCAUUAAGUCCUCACCAUUAAUCUUAUAAAUCUCUCUUUCAUUUUUCUCUUCACUCUUCCAUCUCUCUCACACUUUCUCCCGCUCUUCAUCAUUCUUCUCUAUCUCUCUCUCUGUGAUUGUGAAAAGGAUCUCCGAUCUUAUCUCCAGAUCAGAUCCGAAGCUAAAGAAAAGUAAUCAGAGAGGAUGGGUCGUGGAGUCAGUGCCGGAGGGGGUCAGAGUUCGUUGGGUUACUUGUUUGGGAGUGGUGAAGCUCCAAAGCCCGCUGCCCAAGCUGCUGCUUCUCCACCACCAGCAGACAAUGAACCUCCAAAGCCCGUUGCCCGUGCUCCUGCUCCGCCACAAGUGGACAUCACCAAGCAGAUUCCAGCUGGUAUCCAUGGGAACCCUGCUAACAACUACCACAGGGCAGAUGGUCAGAACACAGGCAACUUCCUCACGGAUCGCCCCUCAACUAAGGUCCACGCGGCUCCUGGUGGUGGAUCUUCUCUAGGUUAUCUGUUCGGCGGUAACAGUAACUGAUGUAUCCUGUUCUUGAAGAUGGAAGUUUAAUAGUAUUAUUUACAGUGUAUUUGAACCCUUAGUAUGGCAAAAAAAAGAAAAAAAGCAAUUUUUUCUGGAUUUCACAAACAAUGUCGACUGUUUCUACAUGUAAUCUUUAUGUACGGAAAGAGGCUUCUUAGGUUUCUCAUCUAAUCGUCUUGUCAUGAAAAAUGAAGAAACGUUUUAAAUAUAUCAAAAACAGGAUCUUCAUGUUCUCGCUUGC
Molecule: messenger RNA, 815 nt
Organism: Papaver somniferum (opium poppy)
Lineage: Eukaryota; Viridiplantae; Streptophyta; Magnoliopsida; Ranunculales; Papaveraceae
Product: protein SPIRAL1-like 1
Exons: 3
Coding region: 236-571 (111 amino acids)
Biological process (GO): cortical microtubule organization
Cellular component (GO): cortical microtubule, transverse to long axis
Source: RefSeq, a predicted model, not a curated record